CUACAUUUAGAAAGGUCACACAUAUUUGUAUGCCUUAAAAUUUUAAGCAAACAACGAAAACAACAUUCUACAGAAGUUUUUAUUAUUAUUAAAAGCUAUCAUUACUAUGCGGAAUUCUUGCGUUCUUGUAUCCUGGCCACGCCUUCCUGUGAAGCGUCAUCACGUGUGACGCGGAAGGCGGGGAUUCUUCUCUAGACUGGAAACACUUUUGUUUGUUUAUCAGGGGCUUCGCUAUUAUGUGAUGUUUUGACUUGAAGUCUACUGCACCUGUAUAAGGCAUUGUACGGGUUUGUGCAAUGGACUACAACAGAAACUUUGACAGCUUUCCGGACACUUCGCUGGUGCUCCUUGCCUUUCUGAAACAAAAAGGCUGCCAAAAUAGCCAGCUUAAAAGAGAGCUUGAUUAUCUUGAUGAACAGCUAAAACUGCCUACAAAUCACAAUUAUAUUGAGAGUGAUGAGGAAUUACAAGCAGAUGGACACAGUUUCUCAGUCAGCCACAGAGAACUUCUACAUGAAUUUCAGAAUCAAGUUCAGCCUCUACUACCAGUCAAUGCAGAAGAGGAUCGGGCAGCGAGGGAAAUGGCUGCCGAGUUGAUCAGAAUCGCAGACUUGCUUGAGCACAGAGUCCUGUCCCAAGCCGCUGACAGUUUGACCAAGAAACUACGCAGAUCUCAGGAGAAGUUCUGGGGUGGACAUCUGUCUGACGGAGUGCAGGCUUUGCUUGACCAGGUGGCGGGGGCCAAAGAGUUUAAGAAGGAACUUGUGGAGAUGGCCUUCACUUUUGUGCUUAUGAAAACUGUUUGUGAACAUAUGCCUAAUUUUUUGCUCGGUCUUUAUGGCACAGUGGUGCAGUAUUUUCCAUACAGAUCCAACAGAUGAGCUUUAUGUUCCAGUUAUACAUUUAUAAAGUAUUGAAUGGUGUAUGUGUAAAUGAUUUGAAAUCUCUGCAUGUAAAGGCAAACGUAUAGUCUUUGCUUUAAGUUUUCUUUUUUUUUUUACAUUACCUUGUAACACUCUCUGUGAACAAUAAUUUGGCCAGGUUUUAUGGUCUUAUGGUUGAUUAAAACAAGAAACUAUGCAUUAAACCAAAUUUGUGAAAAAAAUC
Messenger RNA from Puntigrus tetrazona (Sumatra barb), 1107 nucleotides. RefSeq names its product BH3 interacting domain death agonist (gene bida). The coding region runs from base 297 to 881 and encodes 194 amino acids. Gene Ontology annotation, cellular component: cytoplasm; mitochondrion; cytosol. The transcript has 4 exons. The record is from RefSeq and is a predicted model, not a curated record. NCBI's taxonomy places the organism in Eukaryota, Metazoa, Chordata, Actinopteri, Cypriniformes, Cyprinidae. Gene Ontology annotation, biological process: positive regulation of intrinsic apoptotic signaling pathway; positive regulation of extrinsic apoptotic signaling pathway; positive regulation of release of cytochrome c from mitochondria.